Molecule: messenger RNA, 1648 nt
Organism: Notothenia coriiceps (black rockcod)
Lineage: Eukaryota; Metazoa; Chordata; Actinopteri; Perciformes; Nototheniidae
Product: hypoxia up-regulated protein 1-like
Exons: 11
Biological process (GO): endoplasmic reticulum unfolded protein response; negative regulation of hypoxia-induced intrinsic apoptotic signaling pathway
Cellular component (GO): endoplasmic reticulum chaperone complex
Molecular function (GO): ATP-dependent protein folding chaperone; ATP binding
Source: RefSeq, a predicted model, not a curated record
GAGGACAUUGAGCAGGUGAUUUUAGUAGGUGGCGCCACCCGCGUCCCCAAGGUUCAGGAAGUGCUGCUCAAAGCUGUGGGGAAAGAGGAUCUGGCGAAGAACAUCAACGCAGACGAAGCAGCAGCCAUGGGAGCGGUGUACCAGGCUGCUGCCCUCAGCAAGGCCUUCAAGGUCAAACCCUUCCUGGUCCGGGACGCAGCCGUCUUCCCCAUCCAGGUGGAGUUCACCCGUGAGUCAGAGGAGGAGGGUAUCAAGACCCUUAAACACAACAAACGUAUCCUCUUCCAGAGGAUGGCGCCCUACCCCCAGCGCAAGGUCAUCACAUUCAACCGCUACAGCGAUGACUUUGCUUUCUACAUCAACUACGGCGACCUGAGCUACCUAAGUCAGGAAGACCUCAGCGUGUUUGGCAUUCUGAACCUGACCACGGUCAAGCUGUCUGGAGUAGGCAACAGCUUCCAGAAGAAUGCAGACGCAGAGUCCAAAGGCAUCAAAGCCCAUUUCAACAUGGAUGAGAGCGGGGUGCUGCUGCUGGACCGGGUGGAGUCUGUGUUUGAAACUAUUGUGGAGGAGAAAGAGGAGGAAUCGACAUUAACUAAACUGGGAAACACUAUUUCCACCUUGUUUGGAGGAGGAUCCUCAGAACCUGCCGCAAAUGUGACAGAACCUGUCCAGGACGAGGAGGAAGUGCCUCCAGAGUCUGACAAGGACAAGGAGGGCAAGGAGGGCAAGGAGGACGAGGCCGAGGGCAAGGAGGACGAGGCCGAGGGCAAGGAGGACGAGGCCGAGGAGAAGCAGGACAACUCAGAGAAGAGUUCCGCUGAAGAGAAAGGUCAGGAGAAGACAGAGGAGGCGAGCAGCCAGACUGAUGCUCCGGAUGGAGAGAAAGCUGAGAACACGGAGGCAGAGAAGGAAGCUGAGAGGAAGGCAAAACCUCAGAAAAAGAGCAAAAUCUCUGAAGACGUCACAGCGGAACUCAUCACCAACGACAUCCUCGACCCUACUGCAGAGGAUGUAGCCUCCUCUAAGAAGAAGUUGCAGGAUCUGACAGACAGAGACCUGGCCAAACAGGAGAGGGAGAAGUCCCUCAACAGUCUAGAAGCUUUUAUCUUUGAGACACAGGACAAGCUGUACCAGGACGAUUACCAGCUGGUGGUGACGGAGGAGGAGAAGGAGCAGAUCUCCAGCAAGCUGAGCGAGACGUCCGAGUGGAUGGAUGAGGAGGGCUACACUGCCUCCAACAAGCAGCUGAGGGAGCAACUGUCCCAGCUGAGGAGCCUGUGUAAGGACAUGUUCUUCAGGGUUGAGGAGCGCCGCAGGUGGCCCGAGCGCCUGGCCGCCCUGAACAGCAGACUCAACACCUCCAGCUUCUUCCUGAGGAGUGCCAAACUGAUUCCAGAGGAUGACCAGAUCUUCACUGAAGUUGAGCUGAAUUUGUUAGAAAAAGUAAUCAACGAAACAAUGGUAUGUGGGGAAUGUUUAAAUGUGUUCAUCACACUUUGGAGGAUGGUCGUCCUCCUCAUUUAUUUAGCUCAAAGUGGAAUAGAAAAAAGUUAAAGCUGUGUCGGUACAAGGCUUGUAUUUUCUAGUAUGGGGCAUAUGCUACAUUUCCCAUAAUGCACAUAUACAGGACUGUCUCAGAAAAUUA